AUGCACGACACCUUGUGGAGUAGGUCGAGUGUAUCCCAAAGGAAGGCUGCCAUCCUUGCUGCUGAAAAAGCGCGUGGUACACACCUAGGGACCAUAAAAGGCUAUGUGUCGGCUAAGUAUAGUCUAGGUGCUACCCAAGUUAAUGUGAAGGAGUUGAUCAAACUUCAAAAGGAGUCCCUAAUUAAAAAGAUCAACUUAAAAGUCCUUCACAAGACUCUUUUUAGCAGCCUGGACAACCCGCACAUUGACGUAUCGUCGUCAUCAACGUGGCUGAAAUAUGGGAAUAACUCUCCCCGAUCAGAAGGGUUGUUCUCAUAUUUGCAGGAUAGAAACUUUUUUAAUGGUCAACGGAAACAGUGUAACCACUGUAAGAAGUUUCAGUCAUUUGCUUAUUCAAUAGAGAAUGCUGAACUGGCUUGCAUUCUUACAAAUCCUCUAAAGCGGUCAGCGCCCACAGUCACGUCGAGAAAACUAGUUAUUCCUUUUGAAGAGUUCAAGAUCACUACAACACUCGGACAAGGCAACUUUGGGAAAGUCUAUAAAGGUUUCUUGUUUUGGUUAUUCAUAGGGAAAUGGAAAAAUUUGGAUGUGGCACUCAAGUCUCUUAAGGACGCGAAUAACAAAGAAUUUUUCGACGAAGCAAAAAUAAUGCACAGUCUGGACAACCAGUAUUUGGUCAAGUUGUUGGGAGUAUCCCUGGAUGGGGAAACGUCCUACCUCUGUAUGGAAUUUAUGGAACGAGGACAUUUGAUGGGAGUCCUCAAAUCUGACCGAGGCAACAAAAUUACGUUUGAAAUGCUGGCACGGAUGGCUGCACAGGUAAUCAUUACAUAA
Octopus sinensis (East Asian common octopus) is the source of this 834-nucleotide messenger RNA. RefSeq names its product tyrosine-protein kinase HCK-like. The record is from RefSeq and is a predicted model, not a curated record. The transcript is spliced from 2 exons. Gene Ontology annotation, biological process: protein phosphorylation. NCBI's taxonomy places the organism in Eukaryota, Metazoa, Mollusca, Cephalopoda, Octopoda, Octopodidae. The coding region runs from base 1 to 834 and encodes 277 amino acids. Gene Ontology annotation, molecular function: ATP binding; protein tyrosine kinase activity.